Amphibalanus amphitrite is the source of this 3036-nucleotide messenger RNA. RefSeq names its product endochitinase-like. The record is from RefSeq and is a predicted model, not a curated record. Gene Ontology annotation, biological process: carbohydrate metabolic process; chitin catabolic process. The transcript is spliced from 11 exons. Gene Ontology annotation, molecular function: chitinase activity; chitin binding. NCBI's taxonomy places the organism in Eukaryota, Metazoa, Arthropoda, Thecostraca, Balanomorpha, Balanidae. The coding region runs from base 687 to 2591 and encodes 634 amino acids. Gene Ontology annotation, cellular component: extracellular region.
AGGGACUUACCUACCACGGGGGGGGGGGAUUCGACCCAACAUCCGGAUUUCUUAAAUAACUCAUAAACUGCUUCGGCUAUCAGCGUGAAGCUUUUAAAACUUUGUCGGAUAUUAUUUCGGCGUCUUUUUUAAAAGAUUUAGGCAAUUUAAUCAAAAUUUUCUGACAACAUAUGAUUUUCGUCAAAAAUGAUAUAUAUAUGAAAAAUUGCAAAAAUCGACAUAUUUCAAGCUUAUCACAAACGAAAAACGUCAAAAGAAUAUGCACCUACACCAAGGCUUGAACAUGGUUUUCUCGGAUUAAAAAGUUUUUCGACUCUAGAAAGUUAAAAUCUACUGUUCGGCCAGCAAAACCGUCAGCCUCCCAGCCCCACCGCUCCCGUCAGAGCGGUGUCACACCGGGUCGAGCUACCGGGGGUUCGGGGAAGUGCGGGCGUCGGGACGUCGGGACGUCGAGACCGGCCUGACCGGCGCGGGUCGCGCAGGGUCGGCCGGAUCACCGGCAGCGGGGGAGUGGGGAGGGUACCGGUCCAACCAGCUAGCCCUCUCUGUGACGGAGCGUCGGAGGGACGGUCGUGCCGGGUCGUUCGGUCACUGACCCGCCGCUGGAGCCAGUUGGACAAGAGGCUGCGUCGGUGCCGGGGUGGCAUCAGACGCCACCUGGCCUCGGCUCGAACAGGUGGCGCACGAUGCUGUUCCUGUUGGCCGCCCUGCUGACCCUCUCGGGGGUGCAGCCCACCGCGCUACCAGCAGAGCCACGCGAGAGCGGACGGCUCUCCGGCGCUUAUGGCGCCCUGUCUCAUACCGUCCGUGACCUGACCUCGCUGCCGCGCACAUACGGCGAGGAUCGAUCGGCGCGCAUCGUCUGCUACUUCAGCAACUGGGCCAUCUACCGCGAGGGUCUGGGCAAGUACGGCCUGGAGGACGUGCCGGCCGACAAGUGCACCCACCUGGUGUACUCCUUCAUCGGCGUCAGCAACGUCACCUGGGGCGUACUCGUGCUGGAUCCCGAGGUGGACGUUGAGCAGGGAGGCUUCGAGAAGUUCGUGGCCCUGCGCGAGAAGCACCCGGGUCUGAAGCUGCUGGUGGCGGUCGGAGGAUGGGGCGAGGGCGGCAAGAAGUACCACCAGAUGGCCACCAACCCGCAGUACCGGAAAAUGUUCGUCACAUCGCUCGCCCAGUUUAUGAACAAGUACAAGUUCGACGGUCUGGACCUGGACUGGGAGUACCCGGGCGCCACGGACCGCGGCGGCGGUUACUCGGACAAGGACGCGUUCCGACAGUUUGUCGGAGAGCUGCGCUCCACGUUCGACGCCAUCGGCAAGGGCUGGGAGCUGUCCAUGGCAGUGCCGGUGGCCAAAUUCCGCCUGCAGGAGGGAUACCAUGUCGGUGACCUGUGCAGGAUGAUCGACGCCGUGCACGUGAUGACCUAUGACCUGCGCGGUAACUGGGCCGGCUUCACCGACGUCCACUCGCCGCUCUACAAGAGGCCCUUCGACCAGUGGGCCUACGCCACACUCAAUGUGAACGACGGUCUGAAGCUGUGGGUGGCCGAGGGAUGUCCUCCCGACAAGCUGAUUGUCGGCGUGCCCUUCUACGGCCGCACCUACACCCUGGGAAGCAAGGAGUCCACCGGACUGCGGGCCGGUAUCAAAAAGUGGGAGGGCGGUGGCAAGCCCGGCCCGUACACCAACGCCAAGGGCUUCCUGGCCUACUACGAGAUCUGCACCAACGUGGGCAAAGAUGGCACCUGGACCAAGAAGUACGAUGACAUCGGAAAGUGCCCCUACGCGUACCAUGAGGACCUGUGGGUGGGAUAUGAGGACGAGGACUCUCUCCAGAUCAAGAUGGACUUCAUCCGCGACAACCAGUACGGCGGCGCGAUGGUCUGGGCCAUCGACAUGGACGACUUCCACGGACUCUGUGGACCGAAAAACGCCCUUAUUGAAGUAUUGAACCGCAACAUGAAGGACUACAAGGUGCCGAAGCCGGUCGGGUUCGUUCCGAAGCCGCCGCCGAGCUGGCAGGAGCCGUUCACCAUGCCGGAGCCUUUCGACGUGCCCGGCGUCACCCAGGAGGGCGCCAUCGUCACCGAGGCCACGACUCCCGCCACGACGACGACGACGAAGACGACGACCACCACCACCACCACCGCUUCCUCCGCCCCCUCGGGAGCGAGCGAGGUGGAGGCGGUAGCUGCUGCUCCCGCUCCGGCACCGGCGCCCGCGCCCGCGCCGGCGCCAGAGGCCACUGAUGUGCCGUCCUCCUGUUCGGAUGGAGACUACUUCGCUCACCCAGACUGCUCCAAGUACUACUGGUGCGUGCACGGCGAGUUCCAACUGAGUGGCUGUGCCGACGGACUCGUGUUCAACUUUGCCAGCAAACAGUGCACGUGGCCGGAGCUGGUCGGCGCGCAGGCGCACUGCGGGGCCAGGUCGGCAACUCCCUCCAACUCGGAGUACGUGCGCGGCAAGUUCUCGCCCUCGUACUCGCGGGACCCGUUCUACAACCGUGACGUGGCCGCGCUGCGAAUCAGUCAGGACGUCUACCCGUCACCCGUCAGCGUCGAUGAGAAGAACCUCAGGCGCUACUGAGAACCAGGUUCCGCUGAGAACCAGACUUCGCUGAGAACCAGAUGCUUCUGGGCACCGGGUGCUGCCGAGAGCCAAGUGUGACUGGGCAUCAGUUGCUUCGAGGAAUCGGGCGCUACUGGUUUACAGGCGUUGCUGAGAUCAAUCUCCCGUAAGUGAAAGCAGUCGCCUGCUGCCAUUGAGUUAGGUAUAACGUGACGCAAUCGGUUGAUGUUUCCCGUUGUUGCUCAAACUUCUGUUGAGGCAUUCUGUUGUUGACGACGAUGUUACUCUAGGUGACGAACGAUAGGGUCGGUGUUGUUAACUUUAACGACAAACCAAUCAUUCCAACGGGAAUGCAACAUGACGACAACUGAUUGUUGAAAAGAAAAUGUUGCAGAGACAGCCCCUUGGUUUUGAUGGUGUUAUUUAUCGGAGUGCAAUAGUGACAAUACGAUAUGAAAAUACU